This is a messenger RNA of Capronia epimyces CBS 606.96, 411 nucleotides long. RefSeq lists its product as uncharacterized. The transcript is spliced from 5 exons. Gene Ontology annotation, cellular component: Golgi membrane. Gene Ontology annotation, biological process: vesicle-mediated transport. The record is from RefSeq and is a predicted model, not a curated record. Bases 1 to 411 code for a protein of 136 amino acids. NCBI's taxonomy places the organism in Eukaryota, Fungi, Ascomycota, Eurotiomycetes, Chaetothyriales, Herpotrichiellaceae.
AUGGAGCAUGCUAGGCUAACGCUGCACAACAGUCGGCUAGUCAACCUAGUUGUCGGUGGGAUUAUGGUUCUUGGAGGAAUCAGUCAAUUCUUCCCCAUAGGCUUUCGGAGUAUCAUUGUCGGCAUCUUUGUGAUCAUAUUUGGCCUUGCUAUUGCCGGUCUCGAACUACUACCCCAGGUUCCGCCAUAUGUCCCUCGAUACGCAAGCUUCCUGUUCUCUUUCCUUGGGCGUGGCGUCUUCUAUAUCUUCAUCGGUUGCAUCAUCCUUGAAGGCCAUGUGUUGCGCAUAAUCGCCGGGACCAUCAUCGGGGUUGUUGGUGUCGCUUACUGCGGGCUCGAAUUCACGCCUUCUAUCGAGCCUCCCAACAACAUGAGGGAUGCAGACGCCGGAUGGGGCGCCGAACAGGUUUAA